AUGAAGCAAAGAGGGUUGAAUUCUUCAGUUUUGGAUUCUGACUCUCUUUCUCCUUCCCUCAUUCUUCUGUCUAUCCUUCUUUUUUCUGUAUCACACUCCUUUCUUCCUUAUUCUGCCUUUUUUCGUUUCCUUCCUUUUUUAUCUCUCCUUUCUUUCCUUCGUUCCUUUGUCUUUCUCUUUCCUUCUUUCCUUCCUCCUUCUGUCUCUUUCCUUCUUUCCUUCUGUCUCUUUCCUUCCUCCUUCUGUCUAUUUCCUUCCUUUUGUCUCUUUCUCCUUCCUUACUUCCUUUUGUCUCUUUCUCCUUCCUUCCUUUCAUCUUUCGUCUCUUCUUUCAUCUCUUUCUCCUUCCUUCUUUCCUUUUGUCUCUUUCUCCUUCCUUCUUUCCUUUUGUCUCUUUCUCCUUCCUUCCUUCUGUCUCUUUCUCCUUCCUUCCUCCCUUCUGUCUCUUUCUCCUUCCUUCCUUCCUUCCUUCCUUUCGUCUCUUUCUCCUUCCUUUCUUCCUUUCGUCUCUUUCUCCUUCCUUUCUUCCUUACGUCUCUUUCUCCUUCCUUCCUUCCUUCCUUAUGUCUGUCCGUCUCUCCUUCCUCCUUCUGUAUCUCUUUCAUUCUUUUUUCCAACAUGAGAAAACAGAUUAUUUCCUUUUCAUCUGAUCAGGUCUCCCUUGCAUCAAAUAUGGAUGCAUCUCUCUCUCUCUCUCUCUCUCUCCCAGCAUCAAAGGUAGAUGCAUCUAUCUAUUUGCAUCAUAUGUUGGUGCAGCAUUCUCCUCAUAUUAAUUGUGAAUCCAUCUCUCUCUUUACAUCUCAUUUUUGCAUUAAAUGUAAGUGCAUCUCUCUCCCUACCUCAAAUGUGGUUGCAUCUCUCUCUCUCUCCUUGCAUCAAACAAACAGGAGAAAUAACUCAGAAAUAUAUCAGUUCCUACUUUCCCCAUUCAUCUCAUGCCAAAUAGAAAUCAACUCCUGCUUCAACAUAUCUAAUCUAAACUAUCCCCUUCUCCUUUCACCUCUUUCUUGUCAGCCUUUUACCUUUUCCCUUCUCUUCUUUUUCCCCUCUUCCUUUCUCUUCUUUUUCCCCUCUUCCUUUCUCUUCUUUUUCCCCUCUUCCUUUCUCUUCUUUUUCCCCUCUUCCUUUCUCUUCUUUCUCCCCUCUUUCUUUCUCUUCUUUUUCCCCUCUUUCUUUCUCUUCUUUUUCCCCUCUUUCUUUCUCUUUUUUUUCCCUCUUUCUUUCUCUUUUUUUUCCCUCUUUCUUUCUCUUUUUUUUCCCUCUUUCUUUCUCUUCUUUCUCCCUCUUUUUUUCUCUUCUUUCUCCCUCUUCCUUUCAAUUAACUUACAUUACUUAUUUUUGUAUAUUUGCAUUUAUUUCUCCUACUUAUUUCAUAUUUGA
Messenger RNA from Acanthosepion pharaonis, 1380 nucleotides. The record is from the annotation of a GenBank genome assembly. Lineage: Eukaryota; Metazoa; Mollusca; Cephalopoda; Sepiida; Sepiidae.